Messenger RNA from Clonostachys solani, 981 nucleotides. Lineage: Eukaryota; Fungi; Ascomycota; Sordariomycetes; Hypocreales; Bionectriaceae. The record is from the annotation of a GenBank genome assembly.
AUGAGCUCCACUCGACUAACACCCCUGCCCAUCACCCACAAACAGCCCUACGCCGCUGUCUCUCCGGACCGCCCUGAACUCUCGCAGGCUAGCAAGACUGUCCUCGUCACAGGAGGCGGCUCCGGCAUCGGAAGUGCAAUCGCAAAUAGCUUCGCUCAGGCCGGCGCCUCGACCAUCGUCCUCGUUGGCCGUCGCGAAGAGGUCAUGCAACUUGCCGCGCAAACGCUGAGAGAAGGAUCCGCAAAAUCAAACCCCCAACUUCAGGUUCACAUUCACACAGUAGACAUCACUGACUCCGAAAGCAUCGCUAAGCUCUGGGGCUGGCUCGCUGAGAACAACAUCGUGGUCGAUGUUCUCGUCUUGAAUGCUGGGCGCCAGUCCGUGGUCAAGACCGUACUUGAGCUUGGUUCCAAAGAGGUGUUUGAAUCUUUUAAGGUCAAUGUGUUUGGGCACAUGGAAUUCACCGAGCGGUUAUACAAACAGGAUAGAAGCAACUCUUCUGGCCCAGCGGUCGUUAUCAAUGUGUCGACCGCCGCCGCAUGGGAUCUGAAAUCUGGUGGUCCAGUGCCUGUAUACUGCCUGACCAAGAACUCAGGCACCAUGCUACUGCAGCAAAUCGCCCAAGACGUGCCCCGUGAGAAGAUGCGCAUCAUCAGCUUCCAUCCAGGCCUUGUCAGGACAGAGACAACAAAGGGACUUUUUCCAAACAGUGGUCCUGGGGAAGCCCCCUGGUAUUCAUGUAAGUUGAAAUAUCUACUACCCGUGCAUUUCGAGGAUGUGGCAACUGAUGCAGGCUUCUCUUUAGCUGAACUCCCUGGCAACUUUGCCGUUUGGCUUGCAUCCUCUGAGGCCGCUUUUCUCCACGGUCGUUAUGUUGAGGCUUCUUGGGAUGUGGAGGAAUUCAAGUCUGGUAAGAUUAAAGAGCAGAUUGAGAACGACCCAUAUCUGCUCAAGGUUGGUAUUCUGGGGUGCCACCCUUAA